Molecule: messenger RNA, 1146 nt
Organism: Venustampulla echinocandica
Lineage: Eukaryota; Fungi; Ascomycota; Leotiomycetes; Helotiales; Pleuroascaceae
Exons: 3
Coding region: 1-1146 (381 amino acids)
Cellular component (GO): cytoplasm
Molecular function (GO): exopolyphosphatase activity
Source: RefSeq, a predicted model, not a curated record
AUGCCCCUCCCCCGCGCAUCUCUCAGCACCUUCCUUACAUCCGCAAAGACUCUUCUCUCCAAUGCAAUCACAAGCCCAUCACAACAAAGCUCUCACCUCACAUUUGUAAUAGGUAAUGAAUCAGCCGACCUCGACUCCCUCUGUAGCGCUGUGCUCCUUGCCUAUCUACGCACCUAUUUCCCAGCCCACGCACCAUCCUCAAACCCCACCAGCAACAGCAAACCCACAUUCUACAUCCCGCUCUCUAACCUCUCCCGUGCGGAUCUCUCCCUGCGACCCGAACUCCAUCCUGUACUAUCCCGCGCGAAUUUAAAUACUGGCGACCUCCUCACAUUAUGCGACCUGCCGAAAUCACUCGCUGCGAAGAGAACAAGAUGGGUACUCGUUGACCACAAUGCCAUGGCGGGGGAACUUGGGGAGAAGUAUGGAGCGCGUGUGGUAGGGGUUGUAGAUCACCAUGCUGAUGAGGGGAAGGAGCUUUUGGAAGAAGAUGGCGAGGAUAAUGAGGGGAAGGUUAUACAAACUGUAGGCAGCUGUGCCAGCUUAGUGGUUGAGGAGUGGCGAUCGAGGAGGAGGUCGGCUUUAGAGGAGAAUCCUGUGUGGGAUAGCCAACUGGCUGGGAUCGGGCUAGGACCUAUUGUGGUCGAUACUGCGAAUUUGACCUCGAAGGAAAAGACUACAAAGACUGAUGUCGAGGCUGUGAAGUUUUUGGACGGCUUGCUGGCGCAAGGUAGUGAGGUGGGGAAGGCUUUUGAUCGGAAAAGCUAUUAUGAAGAGGUCACGAAGGCAAAGCAGGAUAUUGGUUCGCUCAGCUUAUACGAUAUAUUGCGGAAAGAUUACAAGCAAUGGGGCGAAGCAAGCGGGUCUAUAAAUAUGGGGGUCAGCUCUAUCGUGAAAGAUAUUUCAUUCCUAAUUAGCAAAGCUGGGGGGGAGAAGAAAUUCUGUCUUGAGCUGGAGAGAUUUGCCCAAGAAAGAGGACUAUCUAUUAUGGCUGUUAUGACGACUUCACAUCAAGGGGAGGACUUCAAGAGGGAGUUGCUUGUCUGGGGUCUGGAUGAAAAGGGAAUGCAGGCUGCAGCAAAGUUCGAGGACGAUAACAAGGCGAAACUGGGCUUGGUCAGACCACUCGAGACAAGAGUCGGAUGA